Molecule: messenger RNA, 954 nt
Organism: Penicillium subrubescens
Lineage: Eukaryota; Fungi; Ascomycota; Eurotiomycetes; Eurotiales; Aspergillaceae
Product: general substrate transporter
Exons: 4
Coding region: 1-954 (317 amino acids)
Biological process (GO): transmembrane transport; carbohydrate transport
Cellular component (GO): membrane
Molecular function (GO): carbohydrate:proton symporter activity
Source: RefSeq, a predicted model, not a curated record
AUGGGGUAUUUUUCAGACAUUGUCGGACAGACCUGCGGCGUCGGUGUGACCCGUGCUUUGGUCGAUACGGAUUCCGAAUGGGUUUAUCGCCUCCCCUUCGCAUUGCAGUGGGUGUUCAUCACAGCUAUUCUGACCGGGGUUUUAUGUGCACCUCAAAGCCCUUGGUGGCUAAUCCGCCAAGAUCAGCCGGACGAUGCUCGGAAAUCACUGUUGCGUCUGACUAGCAAAGGUACAGGCGCCUUGGGUGUAGACGAGAUUGUGAAGAUGAUGAAACAUACAAACGAGGUCGAUAAAUACUACGGAAACGGCAAGAUUACCUACCUUAACCGUUUUCGUGGUGUGGACCGGCGCCGAACGGAGAUCACCACAAUGGUGUGGGCCACGCAACAGGUCUGCGGCUCGACUCUGACAUUUUACGCCCUCCCCGUCUAUGUACAAUCUGGGGCUCAAGUGCACGAUGCCUUCAGUCUAGCCGUGGGGAUGUAUGGAGUGUCAAUCUGCGCGAACAUCAUCUGCUGGUUCCUGCUGCAAUGGGUCGGACGUCGCCGCCUCUUCCUUUCUGGUUGCGACCCAGGGACUCUUGGGUCCUUGAUAAUCGCGCUGACUGCCGUUUAUCAAACGACGUUAGGCCCCGUGGCGUAUAUGCUAGUAGUGGAAAUUCCUUCCACACGACUCCGAGUUAAAACCGUUGGCGUUGGGCGUGUGGUGUACAAUAUCACCAGUAUUAUUACCAACACGCUUGCCUCGGGCAUGCUUAGUCCCACCGCGUGGAACUGGAAGAGGAAAUCAUCCUUUUUCUUUGUCGGCACCACGAUCCUGUGUCUUAUGUGGUGCUAUUUCAGGCUUCCCGAGCCAUACGGGCUCAGUUAUCUUGAGAUCGGUAUUCUGUUCGUGAAGCGGGCGAAGGCUGCCAAGUUCCGUGUUUUCCGACGCAAUUUGGAGAAAUCGGGAUAA